Molecule: messenger RNA, 756 nt
Organism: Stylonychia lemnae
Lineage: Eukaryota; Ciliophora; Spirotrichea; Sporadotrichida; Oxytrichidae
Source: the annotation of a GenBank genome assembly
AUGAAGAGAACAAAGCAAGUAUUCCAUCGCGAGGGAGAUGAAGUCCCUAAAUUCGUUUCUGGUCUUCGUCAAUUCGACGGAGAAGACAUUCAUUACGCUGAGAGAAUGAAGGAAAACGCUGACCGUUAGAGAUAAUUUAUUGAGGAGCAGAAAAGAGAAAAGGGCUAUCUCACUCAUAUGGAAAAAGAAGAGGAUAGAGGUUAUGCUGAGCAGACAGAUAAUUUAAACAGAAUGAGAGGAAUGCUUGAAGAUGAGAUGUCCUCCAAAAGAGCUCAGAUGAUGAAGGACCUUUAAGAGGAGAACAAGAGACUAGCUAGAGAGAAGAGAGACAGAGAAAAUCAAUGGAGAAAUGAUUAGGAGAGAAAGAACCAGUUUGAAAUCGCUAAUGCCAACAACAGUGAUCUUAUGACUGAGAACCCAGCCACUACUACCAGUCAACAUGCACAGCACAGAUACGUUCCAUAUCACUUCAAGGGUCUAACACCAGAGCAAAAAGCUCAAAUUGAUUAUGAGAGACAAUAAUAAAUAGUAGAGAAGAAAUAAAUUUAGUCUCAGCAGUAGGAGGAAGAUAAGAUGUGGGCUUUGCAGUAGGAGGCAAAUCGCCAGUUAAUGUUGCAAAAUGAGUUAGAGCUAUGGUAAAAACAAUAAUCUAUGGUUGCAGGACUUAAAACUCAAGCCAAAUCAGAUAAACAUUCAAAGGACCAAAAGUGGACUAACCACUACGGAGAGCAAAUUCCCCUUCCUAGUCUUCAUUGA